Desarmillaria tabescens is the source of this 840-nucleotide messenger RNA. Its product is annotated as indole-3-glycerol phosphate synthase. The coding region runs from base 1 to 840 and encodes 279 amino acids. Gene Ontology annotation, biological process: L-tryptophan biosynthetic process. The record is from RefSeq and is a predicted model, not a curated record. Gene Ontology annotation, molecular function: indole-3-glycerol-phosphate synthase activity; phosphoribosylanthranilate isomerase activity. The transcript has a single exon. NCBI's taxonomy places the organism in Eukaryota, Fungi, Basidiomycota, Agaricomycetes, Agaricales, Physalacriaceae.
AUGUCGAAACCUUCGAUUCUUGAAAAAAUCUACGCUCAACGCGCGAAAGAUGUCGAAUUAGCUUCAUCAACGCCUGGCGCAUCGCCAGAAGAUAUCGACACCUAUCUUUUGAUGAACCUUGCACCGCUGCUCAUCUCUUUUGUCGAGCGCUUGAAACAGAAUCCAGCCAGCACUACAUCUUCCAUCUCUCUUAUGGCAGAAAUAAAGCGUGCUAGCCCAUCGAAAGGACCAAUUGCGAUGAAAAUCAACCCCGCCCAGCAAGCGCAGACCUAUGCUCGUGCUGGAGCAUCCGUCAUCUCCGUCCUUACUGAGCCAACCUGGUUCAAGGGCUCCCUCCUAGACAUGCGGCUAGUGCGCCAGGCGAUUGACUCUCUACCCAACCGACCCGCGGUACUUCGCAAGGACUUCAUCUUUGACCCUUACCAAAUCGCGGAGGCUAGGCUCUUUGGCGCAGAUACCAUUCUCCUCAUUGUUGCUAUGCUUCAGGCCGAUCAGCUGAAGAUUCUCUAUGACUACGCGUUGAAACUUGGCAUGGAGCCUCUGGUGGAGGUGAACAAUGCAAAGGAGAUGGAAGUUGCCUUGGGCCUGGGAGCGAAGGUCAUUGGCGUGAACAACCGGAAUCUUCAUGAUUUCCAGGUGGACAUGGGGACGACGAGCCGAUUAGUGGAGAUGGUUCGAGAAAAAGACGUCAUCCUGUGCGCUCUGAGCGGGAUUUCCAAUCCGCAAGACGUACAGACAUACAAAGACGAAGGCGUCCGUGCUGUGCUCAUCGGAGAAGCGUUGAUGAGAGCGGAGAAUAUCGGCGAAUUCAUCGCUGAACUUUUAGGGUGGUCAUGGUGA